AUGGUCAAUCUUCAAUGUCAGAUAACAGUAAGGCUUAGAUCGUCCCGAAGUCGGUGCCUCAGGGAUAUUUCCCUCACCGCUUGCAUUUCGGUGAUCUCCAACUCUCCGCAUCUUUCUCACUCCAAUUCGGUGGUCGUGUGCCACAAUGGAGACCUGGCUGUAAACGAUGUCGGACCUCUCAGGUUCGCGAUCUACGAUCCCUCCCCUCCUCCACCUCCGCCACAGAAGUACUCCAAUCGCGCCGCAAAUGCCCUUGCUAGAUUCGCCCAACCUUUCUUCUCGGGCUCGAGACCACCUAGUCCCCAAAGCAGUCGUGUGGAUGGUCCCCGGUCGAUCAGAUCCAAAUCACUACCAGGAGAACCGCAGACUGUGACCCACAAAACAGGCAUCGCAAUCACGGCUUUGGACAUUUCGCCUGAGCGGACACAUGCGGUUAUUGCAGGCAAGGAGAUUCUCAAAACCAUCCAGGUCUCGCCCGACCGCUCGUCAGAGGAAUUCAAUAUCCGCAAUGCAGUCAUUAGCUAUGCAUCUACCCACCAUGAUGCGGGCGUUUCGAUGCCACACAAGGACCAAUUGAAUGUGAAGGACGUAAAAUGGUCACAUGGUAACUAUGACCGGAUAAUCGCAACUGCAGUCGCGAAUGGUCGGAUUGUGGUUUACGACCUACAGCGGCCCGGCCUCCAAUUAUGUCGAUUCCAUGGUCACAACCGCCAGGUGCACAGGCUUGCCUUCAACCCUCAUCUUCCUUCUUGGCUCCUCUCUGGCAGUCAAGAUGGCACAAUUCGGAUGUGGGAUCUGCGAGCCGCCUCUGCGAAUCGGGGAACUUCCACGUGCGGUAGCAAACAUUCGUAUCAGGGCAAUAGCGAUGCCAUCCGAGACGUCCGGUGGUCUCCUAACGAUGGAGUCAUAUUUGCAACUGCUUCAGACAGCGGUGCGAUCCAGAUGUGGGAUUAUCGGAAGGUCAACGCCCCAUUGAUGAGAAUUGCCGCUCAUGAUCGCCCAUGCUUCGCAGUGGACUGGCACCCAGAUGGAAAGCACAUUGUCAGUGGUGGCACGGAUCGCCAGGUGAAGGUCUGGGACUUUUCUUCAUCUGCAGAGCGACGGCAGAAACCUGCAUUCCAAUUCCGAACGCCCCAGUCGGUCACAAAUGUGCGAUGGAGGCCUCCUUCUUGGGUUGGUCAGUCUCCUGCCUCGGGGGAAUGGCAAUCGUCUCAAGUUGUCACGUCCUACGACAAAGAAGAUCCACGCGUUCACCUUUGGGAUCUCCGUCGCCCGCACAUUCCAUUCCGUGAGUUCGAUCGGUACGAUGCACCCGCCUCGGAUCUGCUCUGGCGCUCCAAGGAUCUCUUGUGGACGGUCGGCGAGACCGGGGCCUUUACCCAGACCGAUGUUCGGUAUGCGCCAACUGUGAUCAAUCGCCGACCGAUGUGCUCCGUGGCCUGGAGUCCCGAUGGCGAGUUUGUUGCGUUCAGUCAACAAAGGCCCAGGCGACGUCCUCUGGGAGUCAAUGCCGCUGAAUUUCUACGGCCCGAAGAAGACGAGGACAGCACCGGUGAGAGAUCACUGAGUCAAAGCCCCGCAGAUGAUAUCUUCGAUGAAGCUGUUUUGGCCACUUCCCUUCGGAAUCGGCAUAUCAAAUCGGCGGCGAUUCGACCAUCCAAAUCCUUGGGCAGUACUCCACCCGGGGCAGUGGAUUUCAUACCUGUGCUCCCUCUAGAACAAGCAUUAGCCAAACUCGCAACCCCAACGCCUAGCCAGGUGGGGAUCAUUACAAGUAUUCCGGGUGCUACAAACGACCCAGCAGUCUUCCGGUAUUUGGCAAGCCACUAUGCACCGUUGAUGAAUGAGCACAGUGAUCAUAGAACGCAGACCGACGUGCUGAACUCUUUGAUCGAGUCACUGGACCAUAACGCUGAAUGUGCAGAUGAGGUGUCCCUGGCUAGACUGGCCCAGACUUGGAGAAUUGUCAAAUUCGCUAUUCUUCAAGAACUCGAACGUAGAGCCAGAGAUCAUCCAACAAAAGGUGGUCAGAGAGACAGGUCAUCCAAGGAUGGAGGCUUGAUAGACAGGCCGCGACCCGAUGAUGGUCGACAAGACAGAGUCAAAAGUCGGUUGUUCAAAGGGGUCAUGGAAGCGGUCCCGGAAGCUGAGAGCUCGUCGAAUAUGACCACCCCUCUUGCGCGACCAUUGCCCGACUCCCCGAAAGACUCGUGGUCGAGCACUGAUUCCCAAAUCCCCUCAUUGGGCGAUGGGGCGAUCGACAUUGACCCUCUUCCGCCAUCAGUCUUGAGUGAUCAUAAUGGCUGGGGGAUGUCAGACCGUAUACCCUUGCCGCGUGGACGACAAUCAUCAACCGAUGAUGCUGAUUCAUCGAAAUAUCUAUGGGACCCCAUGCAAGAAGACUUGGACAUAGAGCAACGGUCUGCGCCUCGGGCAAUUACUGGCAAAGCAGAUUGGCGUCGUCGUGGUCAUGCAGACUCCCCUCAGGAAAAUUCCGAGGAUGAUUAUGACCAGGAACUGGAGGAUAAGCGUGCAGCGAUCCGUGACUACAAGCAAUUCCCCAAAGAAACCAUUGACUCUUGA
Penicillium mononematosum is the source of this 2583-nucleotide messenger RNA. RefSeq names its product WD repeat protein. The record is from RefSeq and is a predicted model, not a curated record. The transcript has 2 exons. Bases 1 to 2583 code for a protein of 860 amino acids. Gene Ontology annotation, biological process: positive regulation of TOR signaling. Lineage: Eukaryota; Fungi; Ascomycota; Eurotiomycetes; Eurotiales; Aspergillaceae. Gene Ontology annotation, molecular function: protein binding.